AUGAAACUUCGCUGCUCCUCUCACGGUCCCUGCCAGGCUGCGGCCGCUGCAGUGGAGGCUCCAGGAGCAAAGCUGCCGCCCGGGCUUCGCCUUGCAGCCCUACCGCACCAGGCUACGGACGAAGCGCUGCGAGAAAUUCGCGCCGCCUCUGCAAGCAGCGGUCUUCGCGUGCUGGAGCUGGGUGUUGGCUUCGCUUCUCUUCGUGCGCUGCUGAAAUUGCGACGCCACCAUGUAACUCGGGCCCGGAAAGUUUGGAAAUCUUGGACGCAGCAAAGAUUUGGAGCCGAAGUUCGCUUGCUUACCGAGUUUCCAGCCUGCCACAAGCUGAUUACGACGGCGUCCAACCUCAUGGGUGUGUCGGAACCACCGGGCGAGCUCAAUGUCAUCCUGAGAACCUACGAGCCAGGUGAUUGGCUUGGGCGGCAUGUGGACGAUGUCCGUAUGUUUGCAGAGCCCGUUCUUGCAGCGAUCUUGGAGCCAGGAGGUGUCAGGGAUGGUCUUCGCUUCACCUUGCCCCGAGACCCUGUGGCUCUCUCCGCAGCCCUUCGCGAAGCAGAGGACGCUCAUAGAGCCUCUCUUCGUCUUCACGAUCUCACAGCGUGUGACAGAUCCCCACAGCACUACCAGGUGCUGGAGAGAGCUGGGACUGCCAUUUGCCUGGAGCGCGAAGCUCGCUUUCUCUACGGCCAUGAGGUGCCCAAGGUUUCGCAUCCGCGCGUGUCCAUGACCUGGCGCUGGCUGCAUCCAAGGUUUCAGCAGGAGGUCGACGAAGUGCGGGAAUGGCUAGGACUUCGUGAAGCAUCGAGCCGAAAAGAACGGUGA
Molecule: messenger RNA, 822 nt
Organism: Symbiodinium sp. CCMP2592
Lineage: Eukaryota; Dinophyceae; Suessiales; Symbiodiniaceae
Source: the annotation of a GenBank genome assembly